CACAAACUGACACGGUAAUAUCCCCGACAAGAUUUGGAGUUUAACUAUGAAUCUCUGGAAAUAUUUAUCAUUCAUACUGAAAGCAUUUGGAAUAAUACAAUCCGCCGCACGAAGCAUAUACUUUAAAAAGCACACUCAAUACCAAGACCUUCUGCCAAUCUGGGAUGUGAUUUUAAAAGACGGAAGAAUGAGUCUUAUCACCUGUGGAAAUAUGUGCGCCUCAGACGAGUUCUGUCAAACUAUUUUUUUCAAAUCGUUAGAAGGGAAGUGUUUCUUGUACAACUAUGCCAUUUUGAAAUACACUCCAAGUAAACCAGAGAGUGGCAUCGAAAUCUACGAAAUUAAAAUCACGUCAAUGGAUGUUAAUUCUGGUUUCAUACUUAACCGGGCAGGCGGGAUUUAUGUAUGGUCUUCUUGGACCGGAAACAUCACAUCCUUUUACGCAAUGACAUCAUGUAAACAACGUGGCGGAUCAUUGAUUUCAUUAGACACGAAUCAGAAAAUAGAGUUCGUGACGAAGUAUAUACGCAAUUCUUAUAAAUUUUCGGCGACAACUAGAAAGAAUUUCCAGAUAGGACUGAACAACACUCAAGGUCCAAAGAAGUACACCUGGAAGUGGACAAAUGGCGCCGUCUUCUUCAAUAAUCUUUCUAUGGCAUUUGGGUUGAAUAAUUUCGAUGACAAUAUGCGAAUUUGUCCAGUUGGUCACUGUUGUGUAAUGCAAGUGAAAAAUAGCUCAGUGGGGGCAUACGAUAACUGCUGUCUUAAGGUUGCCUUUUACUAUAUAUGUUCGAAAGAUAUCAGUGCACUGGCACAAAUAUAACAUGUCGAUUUCACAAAAAUACUUUGGAAAAAUGAAACAUGUAAGCAAGAGUUAUAUUUAGAACUCGGUGCAAAAUACUCUUUUUCUUCGUGCAGCCAUCUACAUGUAAAUCGAGACAGCUGUAGUGUGGUCCCCUUCCCACAAUUUCUGUCUCGAUAAAAUACUUUUACUUGUCCUUAAACAUCAAUACUUCAUACUUAGGAGGACAAUUACUAGUACAAUAUGGAUGACAAACAAGAUGGAUGAUAUUAACAAGACAUUUACACUGGACCUUGAUAUUGCCCGCAUCAUACUCUUGCACUUAUUAUUAUUGCCCCCUUAGAAGAAAAUCAAACUUCGAAGGGAGACUUGGUAAAAAAAAAAAAAAAAGGGGGGGGGGAGAAAGCAAUAUAUACCCAUUAGUGUGAAUUGUUUUUCUCAUUCAUAUCCCAUCACAUUCUUCUUCAUGUCAACAUAUAUGUUGAAUGACAUUUAUGUUGCAUGUUAACAUAAUUAUUGGGCAUGUCGACAUAACCUAUAGAAAAAUAAUUUAUAUUUAGAGGCAGAAGUAGAAAGAGUGACGUAGUAACGAGUUGUGCUCAAAUAGCAUGCAUUCAGCUUCCUGAAAUGUCAAUUUUUAACAGGACUUUAUCCAUUAAUACAUGUACUAUAAUUCAUGUAUUUGUAAAUUACAUUAUGUAUUAGUAUUAACACUAAUAUAUUAGUGCAUGUACAUUUUUUAUGAGGUUUCUUGAAGUUUUUCUUGUAAAGUUUUUAUUUCUCAUUUUCAUUCUGAUCAGUAGUAGGCCUAACGUCUUCUUUCAGAGAAUUCAUGUUUCUGUAUUAAUACGGAUGUAGAAUGGGGUUUUCCCUUGUGUACAUUUAUCCAUGACAUGUACAGAGAUAGUUUUCGUAAGUAUAUUGUUAUAUCAUCGUGUUGAUGAAAUUAUGACGAUUUUGACUGGCUGAUAAAUUCGUUUGAUUUCUCCAUGAAAGAACUUAUUCCCACUUCAUGUUGUGUAUUGAUACCUUGGUUCGUAUGAAUUUGAAAAAAAAAAACAUAUGUUCAAUUAUUUAAACUCAUGUGUUUUAAAAAAUUUUAAAUGAUAAUUAAAUGAUCAGAAAUGAAUCUUAUUAUUUUUUCUUGAUGACGGCCCGGUAUCAUAGGAAAAAUUGGACGGAAAACAAGUUUGGCCCCAUCCUGGAGUCAGAAGCUGAGACUACUACCCCAGGGAAUUUUACAAUUAUAGUAGAUGCUUUACUGAUCUACAUGACUAUGGAAUUAGUUUUUCUUUCAGAUGUGAGG
This is a messenger RNA of Ostrea edulis (European flat oyster), 2108 nucleotides long. RefSeq lists its product as uncharacterized. The transcript is spliced from 4 exons. NCBI's taxonomy places the organism in Eukaryota, Metazoa, Mollusca, Bivalvia, Ostreida, Ostreidae. The coding region runs from base 47 to 823 and encodes 258 amino acids. The record is from RefSeq and is a predicted model, not a curated record.